AUGAUUUAUUAUUCAUCAGAUAAUAAUUUCAAAUGGUUAUCACCAUUCAAUAAUCGGAAUAAAUUAGCAACACUAUGUACUCAUGAUAAUCGACAAUUAAUUAUGCAUCAUUCUGGUGCAUCUUUGCUUUAUCGUUUAUUUCGACAUGACGCAUUAUGUUGGCGUGAAAGUGAACGUUACGUAUCACCACGUCAUACUGCAUUAGUAUGGUUUAUGCAGGCGCUACAAUAUUGUGAAGUGAAUCAUAUUUUAAACUGGCAGAAAUCUGAAAUUCACUAUAAUCGAACAUUUCAAAUAUUAAUUGCACGAGCUGCCUUUGCUUUGGUAUGUCAUCAAACUAAUGAUAUUAAUCUUUAUGGAUUGAUAAAAUAUGCAGAUUUGUUCAGAAUGCUUUUCGAGGAUAAUAAUACGGAUCGCAGCAUUAUUUGUCAACAAAUACAGAAGACAAACAAAGGUUUAUUACAACGUUGUCUUACAGACAAACCAGGUGAUAAGCUACUUUUUCUUAAUAAGAUGUGUUCGGGACAUUCAAUGGUCCGAUUGAUUAAGAUGAAAACAUUUUUUCAACGUUUUGCUAGAAACUGCCAUACAUUGCAUGAUUUUACCAUUAAUAUACUACCAAAAUACUCAUCAUUUGGUGAAGCUCUCUCAAAUGAUAUAUAUUUUAUGAAUUUAUUAAGUAAUUAUCUCAUAUCAACAAUGAAUAGUGACAGUCGAUUAUUGGAAAUUGUUUCGAAAACACGCUUCCAUCUUCAACUCUUCAGCAUUAUCGCUGUAAAAUUACGGUAUAAACUCGAUGAAACUAAAAUGUUAGCAUUCGAUUUUAAAUAA
Messenger RNA from Cercopithifilaria johnstoni, 831 nucleotides. The record is from the annotation of a GenBank genome assembly. NCBI's taxonomy places the organism in Eukaryota, Metazoa, Nematoda, Chromadorea, Rhabditida, Onchocercidae.